AUGCAACUUGUUAUGGGAAUCGAUUCGAUUUGUGUAUACCACAAGGUGAUAGACUUUGAGACGGGAAUCUAUCACUCCGCCAUAACUCUCGAUUUGUUGCAGAUAAGAGAAGCUAUGGCAUCCCUCUUACAACUUCCCGCCGAUGACUCUGUAUUGUUACGUAUAACUCAUUCUAAUCUCAAGACAUUCUCUACAGAUGCUAGAUUCUCACUUGAGAGCACAGUAGAAGCUGUCAAAGACAAAAUAUGGAAAAAAUGUGGCACUUCUGUUGCUUCAAUGCGCCUUGAACUAUAUGAUGACACUGGUGCUAAACUAUCAGACAUAACUGAUAAUACAAGACCUCUUGGCUUCUACUCUCCACUAGAUGGAUUUCGGCUACAUGUUAUAGAUCUUGACCCUUCAUCUGUAACAUCUGGUGGGUGGCUGGAGGAUACUUCAUUGGUGGAAAAGUACAAGAUUUCUGAUGAAGCAUAUGAUAAACUUGAUGGCACAUACAGAAAGUUUAAAGAAAAGCUUGGACCUCGCAGUAGUUCUGUCCAAGAAAAGAUGGGUGAUAAUUAUAUGGAAGAUAUUUUUGCAAAUAUCAAGGUGGGAGAUAGAUGUGAAGUUGACCCAGGGGCAAAAAGGGGAAUUGUGAAAUUUGUGGGUAGGGCAGAUACACUUGCACCUGGUUUUUGGGUUGGAAUCCAAUAUGAUGAACCCUUGGGAAAACACAAUGGCAUAGUGAAAGGGACACGGUUUUUUGACUGUCCACCACUCCAUGGAGCCAUGGUUAGACCAGACAAAGUAAAGGUUGGUGAUUAUCCUGAAAGGGAUCCCUUUGAAGAAGAAGAUGAAAUAUGAGAGAUUUCAGUAUGUAUUUGGUUGUGAAAAAAUCUAUGUAAUGCAUUUAUGAAAUCUUGCAUCUUGCUAUUGAAUUUUAUGGAGUAUUAAUUUUGUUAGAAUCCUAAGAAUGUCCUUUGACUUUUACUUAUGCAAAGCCU
This is a messenger RNA of Lactuca virosa, 983 nucleotides long. The record is from the annotation of a GenBank genome assembly. Lineage: Eukaryota; Viridiplantae; Streptophyta; Magnoliopsida; Asterales; Asteraceae.